Molecule: messenger RNA, 5248 nt
Organism: Anneissia japonica
Lineage: Eukaryota; Metazoa; Echinodermata; Crinoidea; Comatulida; Comatulidae
Product: retinol dehydrogenase 12-like
Exons: 2
Coding region: 372-1373 (333 amino acids)
Source: RefSeq, a predicted model, not a curated record
GUGGUUAAGACGGUCAGAGAGUUUCCUGACUAGCAAAAGUUCAAUGACCCAUUUGACAAAACAUGCAGUUUACAACUAGAGGCUACGCCAGCAAUGAAAUGAUUAUGAAUCAUCAAAUUACGUUCUCGAUUUUUAUCAGUGCGAGAGAGAAAAGGGAACUCGGGACUCAUUCCUGUAACGUCGGCAGUGAGACGUACUCGACAGUCAAGUUUUCGCGCAGUUGGUCACUUUUAUACCUCCAUGGUCGUAUGGAGUCCGACAUAAGUCGGUAUCAAAUAUAAUCUACACCACUCCAUCAUGCAAUCUUUGAUUUGAAUGAAAGCGACAAUUUUGGAGGUGAAGUUGGAGUCAAACUUAAUUUCGAACCUGCAAUGAUAGAACCAAACGAGACCAUAAUAAACGGUAACUCGGAUAAUUACCAAAAUGACACCACCGCCACUAUUGUUGCUACCAUGGGUAUCUGCUUCGCCUUGCUUGCUCUGCUCAAGUACUAUCUUGUCGGAGGCGUUUGCAAGAGUAAUUGUGAUAUGACCAACAAGAUAGUCAUCAUCACCGGUGCUAACUCUGGCAUAGGAAAAGCAACGGCUCUCGAUUUAGCGCGUCGCAACGCGCGAGUAAUCCUCGCGUGUCGUGACGUCACUAAGGGGAAACGUGCUAUGGAGGAAAUCAAGAGCAAGACAAGGAAUGGUCAACUGAUAGUGAAGUCUUUGGAUUUAGGCUCGUUCAAGUCGAUUCGUCGAUUUUGUAAAGAAAUUAACAAGGAAUUUACACAGUUAGAUGUUCUCAUUAACAACGCUGGUAUAUUUUUUCAUCCUUUUUCUAAAACAGAAGAUGGAUUUGAGUCACAUUUCGGUGUCAAUCAUCUUGGCCAUUUCCUUCUGACCAACUUACUCCUCGAUCUCCUGAAGCAAUCAGCUCCAAGUCGAAUCGUCAUAGUUUCAUCUCUCGUACAUGCCUUCAGCUCUAUUGAUUUUAAUAAUUUGAAUUCAGAAAAGGGUUAUAAUCGAAUGACCGCAUACAACCGAAGUAAGCUCGCAAAUGUGUACCUAGCGAAUGAGUUGCGAGAACGUCUACAGGACUCUGGUGUUACGGUAUGUUCGCUAAAUCCUGGUGGAGUUAACACCAUGAUCGUUCGUCGACUUUUUACGGAUUGGGUGUACCGCCUCGUGUGGCCUUUUCUUUGGUUUCUUCUCAAGUCGCCUAUGCAAGGAGCACAGACAUCUAUUUAUUGCGCUGUAUCAAAGGAUCUCGACAAAUCACAUGGUGGAUAUUUUAGCGAUUGCAUUAUGAAACCGGUUGGGAAGACUGCACAGGAUAAUGGUGUUAGAAAAAAGUUAUGGGAGGUCAGCGAAAGGUUUGUUGGGCUCAACUAAAAAGUAACAUCAAAAUUAUUUAAGUAUGUUGAUUAGUUCAAAUAAGUAUGAAAGUGGCAGUCUCGCACGUUUACGUAAUAGUCACGCGUAUUUCAACAGUUAUCAGACACCUAAGGGACAUGAGGGUCUGUUCAAACUUGAGUAAUUUAAACGCGUUUUGUUUUUUGCUCUUCAGCGCGUCUAAAUUACAGGACCGUGGUUCAACGUGAACCAAGCACACGUUGCAUUAUGAUAAAUAGUUUAAGAUUCCAGGCUAUUUACAUUUUAACUGGAUGAUUUAAUGACGUAGACACACAUUAGACCGCCACUUUCAUCAAAUUGAUUUAAUUAAUCAAUCUUAUAUUUUUCCAGCUAUCUAACGUCAAUUGUUAUUUAAUAAUAGUUUGUCUUUUUCUUUUAAUUUUGUUGUUUUUAUUCGUUUGAAAUUCCUCCGAUCGAGACCAAAUUAGUCUACGCUUUAACUGUUUUCGUUAUCCAAUAAAUCAAACGGGUUAAUUUUGUAAAAUCAUAUUAUAUAGCGUAAUUUAAAACUAUUUACAGUAUAUUCAAAAUAGCAUAAAUCUAAAUACUGUGUAACCAGGCCUAUGUGAUGUACGGUACUGUAUACCAGCACAUCUUAGUUCACUUGAUACACCUGAGAUUAAUAGCUUCCGACUUGCUUCGUUUGUAGAGGGCUUUGGGUAACUGUAUUUACUGUAUUGUCUCCUGUGGUUUGUUGGUAAAGGCACCCACCUUCCAAUCCCAACAUUCUGGGUUCAAUCCUGACAAUGUCACAAUUUGUCUAUAAAAUAUUGUAAAUAAAAUUCCACAGGUUUUAUAUAGGCCUAACCCUAUUAGUACCGUUUCACUCGCUUCGUAUACUUUAGACAAGUAGUUAAACUAUGACGUAAUUGUCAUUAAAACUUUAAAUUAUUGAAGAAAUAGUAUGCAUAGCCAAGGUAUACAGGCCUAUGUUCUAUUGUAAUGUUGUAUUACCGUAACAAACUUGUCGAUAAUAAUAAUGAUAAUAAAUAUAAAAUACUAAUAAUUAUUAUUACAGUAUUAUUAUUAUUACAGUGUAUUUAUAUUUUAUUAUUAUUAUUGUUAUUAUUCUCAUCAUCGUCAUUGUUAUCAUUUUUUCAAAUAAAUUCCACGUUGUUAUCUUAUGCUCAACUGACGUCAUCAGAUACAUCUCACUUAACCCGAUUCGGUAACACGUUGACCGUGUUUUCCUCUUCUGAAUUCCAUAAACCUAUUUAUACUGUUAAGUAAACUAAUUUAAAUAACGAAAUACUGUACAAUGUAGGCCUAUUUAUAUACUGUAAUAUAGUAAGCAUAUCAAAAUUUAGCGUCAUAUAGAAUGUACCGGCCUAUUUUUUUGUCGGUUGUUCUUGCUAGCUGUUUUGAAAAGUGAUUGAGGCAAUUUGUGAAACAGUCAAUUAACUGGCAUGAGUGCACUAAUUGUACUGAAUAAUGAGUAGUAGAAAUACGUAUAGACUCUUCUGUAUUAGGUUACUGUACAUUUAUUUGUAUCAAAUAUUGUAAGUAGGCCUAGGUCUACCCUUCCUGUAGGCCUACUUAUACUUAUAAAGUUUAAUUUAUUGUUGUAAACGUGACAAAUUUUAGCUCUUUUCUUACACCACCAUCUUAAAUGUGAACUGUAGAUUUGGUUAAAAAUUAACCUUCACGGUGGUUUUGUUUUGCAUAAUAUGCCAUAUGUUUAAUUGCGAAUAACGAGUCGGUUGUCACUUUGUGACAUUUUCAACGACCGCAUUAAUUCAACACCAUAUUGAACGUAUUGUACUUUUUGAGAUUUAACAUUGUAAUAAGAACUUAAUUGCGAUGAUACUGAAGUGGUGCAAUGAUACUGAAGUGGUGCAGCGAUAAUGACGCCUGUGGGUUUGCGGGAGUAAACUUCCAAGAAACAUGUGCAGUAAUAUUUGGUUUUACAUAAUGUAUGUCGUUUGAUGUUCUAUCAAGCCUGUACUCUCUAUUGAAUAGACAUUUUGUUUAACAUUUAAAUUAUAAUAAACCUUCGAUUAUAUUUUAGGAUCCAUAUUGAAACAAGUAGAAGUCCCUGUUUAGGGAUGUCCUUUUAAUUAGGAUAAAAUUCUGUCAUGUUUGCCUAAUAACUAAAUGAAUUUAACAAAUCAAUUAAUGCUAACGCAUAAUAUAUACUGAGGUUUACGGGUACCGUGCUGACGUUUCAUUCAUGUCCAAAAAAAUGAAGGAAACCUUGAGAAAACUAUGACAUACGACAAUUGACGGCUUGUAUUGAGUUUUCUUUCCUAUCACGACCCACAUACUCCAUUGUGAUUAUCUCGCUGUCGUAAUGAUAACGUAACCAGACGAAACAGAUUCAUUCGUUAUAAAGGUGGAAAGGAUGAUGCUACCAUUUUAGGCCAAUGGGAUCAACGUGCUUAUUAUUUAAAGGAAUUUUUUUUUUGAAAAACAUAUUGACUGCUCAACUGCUAGCUUUCAGUACUAAUUUUCAGACUGGUUGAAAAUGUAAAAUUUAAGACGAGCAAUACCGACAAUUAGAUAGUUGGAGAUAGACAAAAAAAAAAAAAAAAAAAAAAGGGGGAAAAAAAAAAAAAAAAAAAAAAAAAAAAAAAAAAAAAACAGGCAAUAGACAAAUCUGACUUGAGAUACAAGUUUGUUAAACAAACUGUUAAUGAUAGUCUAAAGGUGUGCAUGUUUAUAGCAUUGAUCAGUGGAUUUUAAAGUGGAAUAUGAUGUCUAAAAGGGUGCAUUACAAAAUGGUGCUAUGCCGUCACUGGUGACGAUGUUAUAUUUAUUAUGUUCUAGUAUAAAGAGAUAUAGGCCUAAUCUCCAUGGUUUGUCGGCCAUGAUAAUAUAAGGUGGUGUUACGUUCGUAUGAUUUUCGGUCUACCGCAUGUCCGUAGGUCUAUUGGUUUUAAACGCCGACCCACACGACAGAUAUAUGUUGUAAGCCCAUGGCGAAGCCACUCGCUGCGGAUAUGGGAUGGAUCGAAUUGACUGAUGUACAACCACCAGUUUAUGCUUUAUUUUGUAGGAUUACUUUUAUUCGCAAUGACUUGCUGCCUAUCUUAGCAUUGGAAAACUGAACAUUUUCUAAUAAAUAUGUAUUGCUAUUGAUUAUUUAUAAGUUAUUUUAAAAAUCCAAGUUUUUCUAUGAAGAAGUUAUUUUCUUGCAUCAUUUAUUGAAGUUAAUGAUGAUUCUUAAUGCUAUAAAAAAAGGCUUUAACAGAACGAAAUGUUAUAUUACAGAGUGCACACUUUGCUUCUUCAAGUAACAACUCACUGUCUGUUGUUUGCUGUUAAUGAAUCAAACCGGUUUGAUAGGCAUAUUAGUGAAUCAAACUCUAUAUAAUAUUACAUCAUUCAUAAAUUUUACUAAGUUCGGUCUACCUCAGUAAUGAAUGAAAUAAACAACGCAUUACAAUAUUGACUAGAUUUAAUAAUUUUUUAAUUAUUACAAUAUUUUAAUUAUUUUUGUUAAAACAAAUUCAAAAUACAGUAAGAUUCCAUGUGUGUGUGUGGUUUUUCAGCCAUGUUAUAACGUGCUGUACAUUGACACGUGUACCGGCUUUUUAAAGAGUUCAUAAUUUUACAUAGAAAAUACACAAAGGAUAUGACUAGGAUCCUGUGCAGGCCAACUUCCCUUCUUCGUUCAUUAAGCAUAUUAACUGAAUGUCUAGGUGGGGGUCAUACAGGUGAACAUGCAGUCAGAAUUAUCUUAAAUCAAGCAUGGUUUCUGUUUGUGUUGCUAAAAUGGAAAAGUGAUAUUACGAACUGAAAAUACUGUACCGGUAUGUGUUUUGUGACGUUUGUUGAUGUAUCAAUUUUGGAAAUGUGUUGACAUGAACGUAGUCUAAUAUUAACAAUAAAAUAUAUACAUACGAUAUAUAAAA